CAACCUUAGUCUCCUCGAUCGCCUCUUUCCUCAAACCAUAACAACCUUCUUUCAUCAUAUCAUCUCAACCAAAUCCUAAUUUUACUCGGACAUACACAUCCCAUAUAUAAUUUGUCGUCCAAGGUUUAGUUUUCUAGUCUACUUAGUAUUAAUUCUCGUACGGGGUACGGGCUAGGAGUUAGUAUUUUGCAACAACUCUAUUUGGUUUUUUCUUGAAUCUUGAAAUUUUAUAUAUUUCGGUUGUUAUUAAUGGACUGCCUGAAGGAAAUGGAAGGUAAAAGAACUCACGAUCAAUUCGAGCCCAAGAAAAUAAUGUCCAAAUCGCCAAGGCGGGUUUGGGUUCCCGGCCCGGUUAUAGUCGGCGCCGGCCCUUCAGGCUUAGCCGCCGCGGCUUGCCUGAAAGAGCGGCGCAUUCCGAGCUUGAUUCUUGAAAGGGCUAAUUGCAUAGCGUCUCUAUGGCAGCUCAAAACCUACGACCGGCUGCGCCUCCACCUCCCCAAACACUUUUGUGAACUUCCCUUUAUGCCCUUCCCUUCCCACUUUCCCACAUACCCUACGAAGGAACAAUUCGUGGCUUAUUUGGAAGACUACGCGGACCGGUUCGGUUUGCAGCCCGAGUUCAAUAGAACAGUGGUUCGGGCCGAGCUGAACGAGAAAUGCGGGUUUUGGACGGUCAAGUGUGUGGGGGAGAAGGCGGAGGAGGUGACUGAGUAUGUGUGCCGGUGGCUAAUUGUGGCCACCGGCGAAAAUGCCGAGGAAGUUGUGCCGGGUUUCGACGGCAUGGAGAACUUUUCCGGGCCGGUUAUUCAUACCAGCCAGUAUAAGACCGGGAAAACCUUCCACGACUGCAAAGUUUUGGUGGUGGGGUGUGGAAAUUCCGGCAUGGAAGUGUGUUUGGACCUCUGCAACUAUAGUGCUCACCCGUUUCUCGUUGUUAGGGAUUCUGUGCAUGUAUUGCCGCAGGAGAUGCUAGGGAGGUCGACGUUUGGAUUGUCGAUGUGGUUGCUCAAGUGGUUUCCGGUGAGGCUAGCGGACCGUAUUUUGCUAUUUAUUUCUCGUUUUGUAAUCGGAAACACAGAAAAUCUUGGUCUCAUCCGGCCUGAGAUUGGUCCCCUUGAACUCAAAGUCACCACCGGAAAAACCCCCGUCUUGGACGUCGGAACACUAGACAAAAUCAGAACGGGCAAAAUUAAGGUUGUUCCGGCUAUAAAGAGAUUGACCCAUCACGGGGUGGAGUUUAUAGAUGGAACGAUGGAAAACUUUGAUGCGAUCAUAUUGGCCACGGGCUAUAAAAGUAACGUCCCAUCUUGGUUAAAGGGAAAACAUUUCUUUUCGGAGAAAGAUGGAUUUCCAAAUGAAGCAUUCCCAAACGGGUGGAAAGGCGAUGAUGGUUUAUACGCUGUCGGAUUUACCAAACGAGGUCUACUUGGGACAUCAUUGGACGCGAGGAGAAUAGCCGAGGAUAUUGAACAACAAUGGAAGCUCAAGGCCAAGCCUGCAUGUAAAAUUGCCUUCAAAACUUCAACAUUAUAAACGAACUAGCUUAAGAAUUAAUAAUAGAUUAGGAUUAUUAAUUUUGAUUGUGUACUAUGUUGCAAGCAA
This is a messenger RNA of Ipomoea triloba (trilobed morning glory), 1602 nucleotides long. Its product is annotated as indole-3-pyruvate monooxygenase YUCCA2. Gene Ontology annotation, biological process: auxin biosynthetic process. The record is from RefSeq and is a predicted model, not a curated record. NCBI's taxonomy places the organism in Eukaryota, Viridiplantae, Streptophyta, Magnoliopsida, Solanales, Convolvulaceae. Gene Ontology annotation, molecular function: N,N-dimethylaniline monooxygenase activity; flavin adenine dinucleotide binding; NADP binding. The transcript has 4 exons. The coding region runs from base 250 to 1533 and encodes 427 amino acids.